Molecule: messenger RNA, 543 nt
Organism: Funneliformis geosporum
Lineage: Eukaryota; Fungi; Glomeromycota; Glomeromycetes; Glomerales; Glomeraceae
Source: the annotation of a GenBank genome assembly
AUGGGAAAGUUUCCACUCUUUACUCAAGCCGAAAAUAAGAUCAUUUUAGAAUGUAUGCAACGUAAUCCAAAUAAUAAAAGUUAUAUGAUAAUUAAAAAAGAGCUUGAGCAAGUUUCUAGUAAUAAAGAUUCAAAACAAAUCCGUCAUCAUUGGACAAAUUAUCUAAAUCCAGAACUUUGUAAAGUUCCCUUAGACGAUGAAAAAAAAGCGUUUCUUGUUCGAUGGAUCGAACAAAAUAAUAUGCAAAAUGGAAAUUUUCCCAUUAUGAAAUUAGUUGAUGCGAUGUAUAAAGAAUAUAAUCUUUUAUAUUCUGAGAACUCGAUCAAGAAUUUUUUGCACACUAGAAAAAGAAGGCAAAGAAGACUUGAUCGAACCCAAGAAUCGCAUGCUUUGCGUACUAGCGAAACUCGACCUCAAGAACCAUGUGCCUUGCCUACUAGAGAAAGUCCCCAAGAACUGCCAAAAUAUUUGGAGCCACCUUAUGGACCUUAUGGACCUCAACACCUUCAACACCUUCAUAAAAUUUCUCCAUCCUUUGAUUGA